Molecule: messenger RNA, 1708 nt
Organism: Mobula hypostoma (lesser devil ray)
Lineage: Eukaryota; Metazoa; Chordata; Chondrichthyes; Myliobatiformes; Myliobatidae
Product: killer cell lectin-like receptor subfamily B member 1B allele A
Source: RefSeq, a predicted model, not a curated record
UUUGUUUGGUGUUUGCUGGUGUCGAUCUGACCCCCUGUCACAACUGGCUUCCUCUGACAACGGUUGCUUCCCCUUUCUGAGCUCAGAACGCAGAGAAUCCUCGACAGGAUGGACGACAGCGAGACUUACAUGAAUGUGAAGUUCACAAAAACGGACUCACGGUUUCCUUCCCGAGACCACAUGGGCAAUGAACGACCCGCAAGAAGAGACGGAUCAGACUCAAGAAUAUGGCUAAUCUGCGUUUUAACAACGGCCCUCGUUAUCACGGGUAUCUGCUGGUGGAUUCAUGUAUCACAGAUUCGUCAGUCUACGAUCACCUCUGACCGAAACUGUACUGAGACAGGAAGGAAAGACAGAUCUGUCAACGAAAUCAAGGCUCACAUCUGUGAUCUAUUGACCAGCAAAAGAGAGCAACCGUGUUCCAAGGACUGGAUCAGAAAUAAAGACCGGUGUUAUUACGUAUCCACGUUUGAAACAUCUUCCUUCAGAGCGAUGCAAGAAUGUUCAAACAGUGAUUCAAGGCUUCUCGAAAUCAAUUCAAGGGAUGAAGCGAACUUUGUCUCCCGCAAACUUGUGGACGGAGUCCGUUCAUUUUGGAUUGGAAAAUGCGAGAACUGGAAUGUGGCCUUGGCUAUCCUGUACAAGGUGUCUUCUGUAACGUCGGACUGCAAAGACUGUUAUUCGUACCCAGGGAGUUACCCUUGUAAUCGUGAUCGGCGUUUCAUCUGCGAGAAGUCAGCACCUUUGCUCCCGGAGAUUCCUGAAAAGAUCCACCAUAUCUGUCAACAGCCAGUGGAGACGACGUGAAUCAAAUGACUAACCCCAGUUUGUCCUCCUUCUCUCUCCUUCUCUCUCACUCCUGGAUCCUUUCAAUUUUCCUCCCAACACUCUCUGCCCCUCCAUCCUACUCCCUCUCCUCCUCUUGUCGCAACCAUAUUCUCCCCACCACACACCGACACACCUCUCCCUCUCUGUAUCUCCUUCUUUCUCGCCAUUUCCUCCUUCCAGCUUUUUUUCCCGCUCCAUCUAACUUUCUCUCUACCCCUUCAUCUCCUCUUAUGUCUUCGCUCUUUCUCCGCCCACUCUUCCUCUGCUCACUCUGUCCACAACUUUCAACUCUAUCCCCCGUUCAGACGACUCUCUACCCCUCUCUCUCACUUCCCUCCCCGUUCUCUCUGAACCAUCCGUCUCCCUUAUCUCUCUCUCUCGUUCUCCUUUCCACCCACUCUCACCUCAAUCCUGUGCUGUCCGGUUCUCGAUAACCCAACCCUGGGUAAAAGACUAUGCCUAUUCCCUCUGUCUGUGCCCCUCUUGUGUUUAUCUAUUUACAAAUACGCUACAGGGAAUAAAGUCCCAGCCUUCCCUCACUCUCUCCAUAACUCAGUCCCUCGAGUUCUGGCAAUAUCCCCGCAGAACUUCCUGUACACGCUAUCCAGUUCAAUGGCAUUUUCCAUAAAGCACAGCGGCCUUGCAGACGUGUUGUCGCACUGCAACGUCAUCUCCCGACUCCUGUACUCAGUGCCCUGACUGGUGAAGACCAGCCUGCCGGGUGUCCUCUCCACACGGAUCGGAUGUUUUCCACCGGAGUCGUUAUUUGUUUUAUUAUCUGAUACUUAUACGGCCUUGAAUGUGUUCUUUCGCAGCAUUGGUACAGCGCAAAGAUGUAAAAUUAAUGUGAAUUACAAAAAAAAGAUAAUAAAAACCUUAA